This is a messenger RNA of Cephus cinctus (wheat stem sawfly), 669 nucleotides long. RefSeq lists its product as uncharacterized. NCBI's taxonomy places the organism in Eukaryota, Metazoa, Arthropoda, Insecta, Hymenoptera, Cephidae. The record is from RefSeq and is a predicted model, not a curated record.
GAAGAAGGUAAACAUGAUGACGAAGAUGAAGGAGAUAACGAUGACGCAGACGUAUCCGUUGGUCGGAAUGAUCCUACGCAACGGUAUCUCGAUAUGCUGCUAUCGAGGGAGAAUAAACAAUUGGAUACCGCCUAUGGUGUGCGUAAACUCGCCAAGAACGAAUUGAUGAUAGGCGAUUCGCCCAUCAGCUUUGAGAGUGAUCGAAUCCAUGUAGGUGAUAGGACUUACUUGAAAAAUGCGGGUUUGAUCGAACUCUUAUUCAGGAAGGUACCUGACGAGAGUAGUAUAACCCAGGAUGACAUGGACAAUUACAAAAACAUUAUUUUAACGACGAAUUCACAUAGAAAGUACUAUAAACCUGAUGGUGAAAUUCGUAAGAGCAAGAGUUUCAAAUUUAAUAACGUUAUUGCAAAACUGAUCGAACAGUCCUCUGUAACGGGCAAAGGUAUAGUACCGCGGUACAUGAUCGCUGCCAAGGACGAACGAACGGAUUACGUGUACUGGGACGAUCCCAACGAAUCGGUAGACCGGCUUCGUCUGCUCCUUGCGUCUCGGGAAGCUGGUAACCCCAGUCACUCCAACGAAAUUGUGUCGAUUAUCGAAGAAUUGCGCGAGGCGGGUAUCAUUUAUUAAUUCGAUAAAACGAUCGCGAUCGCCACUUUGAAUAUG